This is a messenger RNA of Thunnus maccoyii (southern bluefin tuna), 1680 nucleotides long. RefSeq lists its product as uncharacterized. The record is from RefSeq and is a predicted model, not a curated record. Gene Ontology annotation, biological process: positive regulation of canonical NF-kappaB signal transduction; humoral immune response. Lineage: Eukaryota; Metazoa; Chordata; Actinopteri; Scombriformes; Scombridae. The transcript is spliced from 10 exons. The coding region runs from base 125 to 1519 and encodes 464 amino acids.
CAGCUGAAGCAGUGAAGAAUUUGCAUAUAGCAGGCUGUAACACACACAAGCCUCUGCACCCACAGGAGUCUAAAGAAUCCAGCCAAGAACAGGACUCUGGCAACACUGAAGUAAUUUGGUUAAGAUGGAGAAAUCUGAAGAAGUACCAGAACUGAAAAUGAUUUGCAACACAAAUAAGUCAGGAAAUUGCAUUCAGCCUUUAAACCCUGAAGUCACAGUAAACCAGAUAUUUCAUGCAAGUCCUUUCUGUGAUAAAUUCACACCAACCUGUUGCAGUGAUGCAGAUUAUUUCCACCAAAGUGCACAUAAAGGUGGACAAAAGGUGGAAGUAAGGAGUCAGCCAGCUUGUCUUUUACAGCAUGUAGAGCUGAGGCAGCAAAGAGAGCCUGCAGAUCCUGGAGCGACUCCUGCCAGGAUGAAUCUCCAUCAUCGACCCCCUGAUGGCUGUUGCCCACGUCCUGCUGCAGACAGACGUCAGGGUGACACAAGAGGACAGUGCUGUUGUUGGGACUGUAGACCAAAUCAGUGCGGAACAACAGGACAAACAUAUAGGGGGGAUGAUGAAUACAAUUCUCAGCUUCAGAGUGAUGAAGAGGUAGAACUUGAGCCUCCUCUGCCGCUGAGAUCUGACGAUGAGUUGCAACAUUGCAGCCCCUUUUUACCUCAUCACCACUACAUGCACAACGACGUCUUUCAUCAUACUACGGAUGUCAGGUAUUACCACUCUGCAGGAGAAAGUCAGUACAAUCUCAAUCCACACCAACCUCAUCCAUGUCACCAGCACAGAGGUCCCUGGGCUGACUCCCAAAACUGGCUCAUACCUCAUGAUAAUUUCAUGAAUGACAGCACGGCCCGAGGAGGUGUCUCAGUAAACGUGCCACAGUUCUCCGUCCCCCCUGUAGAGAGUGUGUCUCAGAUCAGCGUGAUGAGCCUGAGCUCAGCAGGAGCAGAGGCGUCUGCCUCACAUCCACAUGAGAAAAGACAAACCAUCAGUCUGCCUAAUGAGUGCCGAAACGUCUUCAUAACCUAUUCCUCGGACACGUCUUCAGAGAUGGUCCCCUUCAUAGACUUCCUCACGAAGCAAGGUUUCCAACCAGCUAUUGACAUAUUUGAUAACCCCAUUAGAUGCAUGGACAUCAAUAAGUGGAAGGACAGUUACCUGAAAGAUCCAACAACCCUGAUUAUCAUCGCCAUCAGUCCAAAGUAUAAGGCAGAUAUUGAAGGAUCUGUAGUGGACAGCCAUGGUCUACACACUAAAUAUGUUCACUCCAUGAUGCAGAAUGAAUUCAUCCAACAAGGCAGCUUGAAUUUCAGAUUCAUCCCGGUUCUCUUCCUCAAUGCAUCCCAGAAACAUGUCCCACGUUGGCUUCAGAACACGCGUGUAUACCGCUGGCCACAGGACACUGAGGACUUGUUACUGCGGCUGCUGAGGGAGGAGAGAUUCGUUCCUCCUCCUGUGCCAAUGGAGCUCACCCUCAUCAUCAGGCCUGUGACCCCCAGUGCUGCAGCUACACUGUAAAGACCAUGUUUAUGCAUGUGUGUGUGUGUAUAUAAUACGUUUGAUGUUUUGUCUUUUUUCUCUCUCUCUCUUUUGGAGCUUCAUACAGCUUGUGUAUUGGGGUGUAUGUUGUACCUAAAGUACAGUAAGUUUUAAGGUUCUUAAAAUAAAGCUUAUUUUAU